AUCGGAGAGCCUGAGCUCUGGGAGGUAGAAGGAAGAGGAAGAGCAUCCCACCUUUCUCUCUGCAGAGGCAGGUCCCAUCCUUAAAGCUCCAGGAAUUUCUCAUCCGGGAAGUGGCAACCUUAGAAUCUCAGUGAGAAAAGCAGACUACAAAUAAAGCUAAAAUUCAAUAUUCCUAUUGACAUUCCUAGAGUUUUGUAUUGUGAGACUAUUUUAAUCAGACAAGGAAAUGGAGGAACCAGAUCCUACAGGCCUCACCUUAAUGGAAGCCCUUCAUGGCCACCAGGCUGGGUUUGUGAGGGAAUUCCUGCACAGGCAAUCAGCAGAACAGAUGAAACGGGAACCAAGAGAGGGAUCCCUUCAGCAUUGGGAAGUCCAGUGGCAAGAGUUCCUCAAGACUGUGGAGACGCCUCAGCCACAUUGGGCAGGUUCAGAGUUGCCACAGGAGCCCACACCAUGGGAUGAUGCCAAGACCUUUCUAUCUUCUUUUGAGCAAGUGGCCAAAGCCUGCCAGUGGCCCAAGGAAGAGUGGGUGGCCCGACUCCUGCCAGCCCUCAGCCAUGAAACUGAGCAAGCUUUCAUUAGCCUGAAUGAUAAGGAUAGGAGGGAUUAUGGGAAAGUGAAGGCAGCCAUCUUGCAAGGAGACACCUUGAGGAGGGAGAAGCAGCGUCAAUGCUUCCGACAUUUCUGCUACCAGGAGGCUGAAGGGCCAAGAGGGGCUUACAGCCAGCUCCAGGAACUCUGCAACAAGUGGCUGAGAGUGGAAAAUCACACCAAGGAGCAGAUCCUGGAGCUCUUGAUCUUGGAGCAAUUGCUGAGUGUCCUUCCCACAGAGAUCCAGAGCCGGGUGAGGGAGAGCGGACCUGAGAGCUGCUCCCAGGCAGUGGCCCUGGCUGAGGAGUUCCUCUCAAGGCAGCAAGAGGCACAAAGAUGCAACGAUCAGGUGGUGUUUGAAGAGGCUUUUAAAGAGGUGACAGCGACAGCCUCUGAGGCAGGCCAGACUUCAUCUGACCACAAGCUGCGGCACUCGUAUAUGGAAACGAAGCAGAAGGAGUAUGGGGAAGCCAGCCUGUUAGGUAAAGAGGGCAGGCCAGCAGGCAAUGAGUGGGACAGCCAGAUGGAAAAGAAACAACAUGAGUUCUUGUCAGGAAGACCUGAACAGGAGGAACGGAAAGGAAUUUGCUGGAAUCAAGAUAAAGCUAAGGGGCAAGAGUGGAAUGUAUUGAAAAAUACAGAUAAGUCCAUCCUUUGCCAGGGUGGAAACUUCCAUGAAAUCCCAGUACAAGAGGAGAAUCAAACUGAAAUUAAAAGAAGGAAGCUCCUUGGUGCAGAUUGGAGAAUGCACACAGUAGAGCAACCAAAUAAAAGCUUCACAUUUGGAAAGACUUACAGUCAAAGGAGAAACCUGAAUAAACACGAAAUGCUCCAUGAAGGACAAAAGCCAUAUAAAUGCUCUGAAUGUGGAAAGAACUUCACAAGGAGCACAAGCCUUACUUCUCACAAAAGAGUCCAUACAGGAGAAAAACCAUAUAAAUGCUCCGAGUGUGGAAAGAACUUCACCAGGAGCACCACUCUGACUUCCCACAAGAGAAUCCACACAGGGGAGAAGCCAUACAAAUGCUUAGAGUGUGGGAAGAAUUUCAACCGGAGAACAAAUCUCACUUCACAUAAAAGAAUGCAUACUGGGGAGAAACCAUAUAGAUGCUCAGAGUGCGGAAGGAGGUUCGGUGAUCAGUCAAGCCUUGUUAAGCACAAGAGGACCCACACAGGAGAGAAGCCCUAUGAGUGCUCAGAGUGUGGGAAGGGUUUUACCACAAACACAAAUCUUACUUCACAUCUAAGAAUGCACACAGGGGAGAAACCAUACAAAUGCUCUGUGAGUGGAAAGAAUUUUACAACAAGCACAAAUCUGGCUUCACAUCAGAGAUCUCACAUUGGGGAGAAACCCUAUAAAUGCUCUGAAUGUGGAAUGAGUUUCAGUCAUAGCACAACCCUCACUUCACAUCAAAUGAUUCACACAGACAAGAAACAGCAUAAUUGCUUAGAAUAUACCAGAAGCUUUAGUGAGGUAUCAUGUCUUAAUGCAUAUCAGAUAGUAUACACAGGAUAAAAAAACCCAUUUGGGUGUAUGGAAUGUGAAAAGAACUUCAUUUAGAACACAGAUCUUAAUUCACAUUGAAAAAUCUUUCAAGGAGACUGUGCAAACAGAGUUUCCCAUACACACAAAGUAAUUACAUUCCCUAUGCUGUUAUAGACACAGUUAUAGCACACAAGCCGUAUCAGUAUCUAGCUAAAGUUCUUGGUGUAAAUCAGACUUGGUGUAAAUAGAUCUGAGAAGCUGUGACUGUCAGAAAAUGAAAAAUCAAUUCAGAUACUAAGGAGGGAAAGAAACAGUGGAAAAGUUUAUGUUGUUUUUAUUUGGUUACUACAUGUAUAUAUUUACACCUAAAAUAAUCUAUUUUAUUUGCUUCCUCAAAAGGUUAUUGUGACAAAAGUCAGUCUGUGGUAGAUUUCUCACAAGUAUGUGCAGACUUUGCAGUAAAAAGAUGAUCAAAGUCUUUAAUCACUACCCACUAUCCUGUGGACUCCAGUUCCAUGCUAUUCCACUGGACAGAAGAGAAAAUUCAAAAGGAAAAAUAGAAUUUGAACUAAGCCAUCCUCUUCUCUAGGAGUGAUUAGCUGAUCUGGCCAAUCCAGCGCAAAGCCUUGUUUCUGAUAUUGUUUCCAGUUAGAAAAUUACCAAAAUGAUACUCCUGCCCACCAAAUAGCUACCACGGUCCUGCUGAAACUGGUUCCCCUUGUCUCUAAAAAGGAUGAAGUUUGGCAAGAUGUUCCCAUAGGGGAAUAGGU
Molecule: messenger RNA, 2847 nt
Organism: Sphaerodactylus townsendi
Lineage: Eukaryota; Metazoa; Chordata; Lepidosauria; Squamata; Sphaerodactylidae
Product: zinc finger protein 391-like
Exons: 6
Coding region: 227-2107 (626 amino acids)
Biological process (GO): regulation of transcription by RNA polymerase II
Molecular function (GO): DNA-binding transcription factor activity, RNA polymerase II-specific; RNA polymerase II cis-regulatory region sequence-specific DNA binding
Source: RefSeq, a predicted model, not a curated record